GCCCGCAAACCAGUGUUCAAGAGAAACUUCUUCAACCGUCACAUGAUACAUCGUUAAUGUUCACAUGACAGAGAACGGACUUUCAAAUCGCACUUUUGCAGUACAGUCAGUUUAUCUAGUCGUCUUCAGACAAUGGCAACUCAGUUGUUCAUAUUCACGCUCAUAUUAAUCUCUCUCAGUGGAGAAACGGAGGCGCACAAGUUAUUUCGGACGGAGAAGCAUGGAGGGUCCACCCGAUUUAAUGCAGACCCCAAACCACAAUUUAAAGAAAAAUAUUUCCCUCAGAUAAUCGAUCACUUCAAUUUUAACAGUAUGGGCAACGGCACGUUCGACCAACGCUAUCUGAUCACAGACCAGUAUUGGAAGAAGGGUUACGGACCCAUCUUCUUCUACACCGGUAACGAGGGAGAUAUUUGGGAGUUCGCUUUGAAUUCGGGAUUUAUUAGCGAACUUGCCUCACAGCAGAAGGCUCUGGUGAUUUUUGCUGAACAUAGGUACUAUGGAAAAUCUCUGCCUUUUGGCAAAGACUCUUUCAACAUCCCAGAGGUUGGCCUGCUGACAGUGGAACAGGCUUUAGCAGACUACGCUGUGAUGAUCACAGAGUUGAAGAAGGAUUUGGGAGCCCAGGCGUGUCCAGUCAUAGUCUUUGGAGGAAGCUACGGAGGAAUGCUUAGCGUCUAUAUGAGAGUGAGGUAUCCAAACAUUGUAGCAGGGGCUUUGGCCGCCAGUGCUCCGAUCUUAUCCACCGCCGGGAUGGGAGACCCGAAACAGUUCUUCAGGGACGUCACCGCUGAUUUUGAGAAUUACAGUCCGGACUGCAGAGACGCUGUGAGAGGGGCUUUUCAGAGGCUUCAAACUUUGGCACAACAAGAAGACUAUGGCCGCAUCCAGACGAAGUUUUCUCUCUGUAAGGCCCCAUCUUCCCCUAAGGACAUUCACCAGCUCAACGGCCUGCUUCGUAACGCCUUCACCCUCAUGGCCAUGCUGGACUACCCCUACAGUACCCACUUUAUGGGGAGCAUGCCCGCAUUCCCAGUGAAGGUGGCGUGUGAGAUCAUGUUGAAUGGGCCUGACCUCAUGUCCUCCCUCAGGGAUACUGCAGGAAUUGUAUAUAAUGCUACGGGGGAACUGAAGUGCUUUGACCUUUACUCCCUGUACGUGGAGUGUGCUGACCCCACAGGCUGCGGCUUGGGCUUUAACAGUUAUGCGUGGGACUACCAGGCCUGUACAGAGAUCGAGAUGUGUCACGAGAGUAAUAAUGUGACCGACAUGUUCCCGCCCAUGCCGUUUACGGAGCAGCAGAGGGAACAGUAUUGUGCCAAACGGUGGGGGGUCAUCCCACGACCCGGCUGGCUGAAAACCCAGUACUGGGGCGACGCUCUCUCCACAGCCAGCAACAUCAUUUUUUCCAAUGGGGAUCUUGACCCCUGGGCCAACGGAGGGAUUAGGAAAUCGCUGAGCCAGUCUCUGAUUGCAAUCACCAUACCUGAAGGAGCUCACCACCUAGAUCUGAGGGAGUCCAAUCCAGCUGACCCCGCCUCUGUGAUUAAAGCUCGACAAACUGAGGCUGACAUCAUUGCCCAGUGGGUGAAAAUGGCACGGCAGAGAUCUUAA
Messenger RNA from Chanos chanos (milkfish), 1614 nucleotides. RefSeq names its product dipeptidyl-peptidase 7 (gene dpp7). Gene Ontology annotation, cellular component: vesicle. Gene Ontology annotation, molecular function: dipeptidyl-peptidase activity; serine-type exopeptidase activity. Gene Ontology annotation, biological process: proteolysis. Lineage: Eukaryota; Metazoa; Chordata; Actinopteri; Gonorynchiformes; Chanidae. The transcript has 13 exons. The coding region runs from base 133 to 1614 and encodes 493 amino acids. The record is from RefSeq and is a predicted model, not a curated record.